AUGAGUGAGGCAGGAGAGGCCACCCUCACGGAGGUGGCCGCCUCCGACUCCCCGCAAGCCGGCUACCCCCAAGCCGGCUCCCUCCAAGCCAGGAAGAGAGAUCUGUCGUCCUUGGGAGGCGGAGACUCUGUCCAGGCCCUAGUCACCAGCCACCUCUGCGAAAACUCCGUCCCCGAGGCCACCGUGGCAGCUGGCACCAAGGAAAAGGCGCCCAAGCAAGUGAUCGCCGAGAGGGUGAGUGGAUCCGUCAAGUGGUUCAAUGUAAAGAACGGGUACGGUUUCAUCACCAGGCACGACACCCAGGAAGAUGUGUUCAUUCACCAGACGGCCAUCACCCGGAACAACCCCCACAAGUACCAACGCAGCGUGGGGGAAGGCGAGACCGUGGAGUUCCAGGUGGUGCAGGGCAAGCAGGGCAUCGAGGCUGCGAACCAUCGCAGCGCCAGGGGCCCUGAGGGGGACGUCUAUGGCUAUGACUAUGACUACCACUGCAACUACGACUACUACUACUACGACUACUACGGCUGCUACCACUACUAUGACUACUAUGGCUACUAUGACUACGACUACCAGGGCAGCAGAGAAGACUUCGCCUUCGCCCAGGGCCAGAGGCGCUGCCUGCACCGCCGCCCCCAAGACCAAAGGCUGAGGCGCUUUCCGCCCUUCCGCAGGGCCAGGGCUGUGACCCGCCGCCCUUCCACCUCCGCUCCCGCCAGCCGCCCGCCGCGGGCCGCCCAGCUGCCUGGGUCUGCACCAGCCGCCAGGCCCGAGGGCUCACCACCCCGCCGUGGGCCUGGCCCCAGCUACCGCUUGAGUCGCCCUAGGGGCCGAGGCAUGGCCCCUCGUCCAAAGUCCUCUGAGCAGCUGGAGGCAGAAAACAAGGAGAGCGGGAGCGAUGCUGGCUCUGCAGCCUGCGGCCCCAGCAACCCCCUCCACCGCCAGCAGCAGCCGCCUGGUGCCCAGGACCACAGCCCUGAAGGAGGAGAGGACGACACCACCAGGAAGGGCCCUGCUGGAAAACCCGCUUGCAUUGCCAAUCAGAGCAGCACCUCAGAGGAGGACGCCGCAGUUGCAGAUGCCACCUCUGCUGCACAGGCCCAGUGA
This is a messenger RNA of Myotis brandtii (Brandt's bat), 1104 nucleotides long. RefSeq names its product nuclease-sensitive element-binding protein 1. Gene Ontology annotation, molecular function: nucleic acid binding. The record is from RefSeq and is a predicted model, not a curated record. Gene Ontology annotation, cellular component: nucleus. The transcript is spliced from 2 exons. Lineage: Eukaryota; Metazoa; Chordata; Mammalia; Chiroptera; Vespertilionidae. Bases 1 to 1104 code for a protein of 367 amino acids. Gene Ontology annotation, biological process: regulation of gene expression.